Messenger RNA from Eruca vesicaria subsp. sativa (arugula), 393 nucleotides. The record is from the annotation of a GenBank genome assembly. NCBI's taxonomy places the organism in Eukaryota, Viridiplantae, Streptophyta, Magnoliopsida, Brassicales, Brassicaceae.
AUGAUGUUGAAGAUGAAGAUGUCACGGAGCCGUAUGUUGUUGCACAGAAGCCGACAGUUGCUGUCGAGAGGGCGAAGCGUAAGCACCAUGAUCAUGGUGUCGAGUCUCGGAAGAAAAAACUCCUAUGUCAACGAGCAGAUUAGGGCUCCUUCAGAUGCACUCGGGAAAAACACAGCAGCUGAGAUCCCGACACCUUCAGGACCGAUUGGGAAAGAUCAAGACAACUCUUCACAGAGUCCGGGUCCUUCAUCAACACUUGGGAAAGAUCAAGCGAAAUCAUCACAGAGUCCACGUCCUUCCGCAGCAAAAGGAAGAGGCAAUGCAUCUGGGAGUGUGGAUCCAAUUGCGGUUCGUCGUAGUAGUCGGUCAGUAAGAAAGGUAACAACAACAUGA